AUGACCUUUUACCGGUCACCAGUAAUUCCAAUUCAUGAUGCGACGGAUCUAUCCAUCCCCCAGCUCAUGAUGCAGUACAACCCCGAUGAAGUCCAAGCAUCCAAGGUUGUUCAUACUGAUACUUUCUCCGAUGAUACCAUCACAUAUGGCUCUCUCCGCGAACAAGCUGGUCAUGCUGCCUGGGGCUUGCAGAAUAAGUUGGGACUGCAGCCAGGGGAUACCUUACUAGCAUUGGUUAACAACUCCAAUGCCUUCGUCCUUCUCGCUCAUGCGACGUGGUGGACAGGUGCUAUUUUCGCUCCUCUUAAUACAUCAGCCACACGUGAAGAUAUUUCGCAUGUUCUCCAGAUUACCCAGCCAACACAUGUUGCCACUAUUGAAGAGAAGCUCAGCACCGUCCAGGCUGCUUUAGCUGCACUAUCAAUGACGAACACCAAGAUCUUGACUGUUCGUUGCAAGGUUGACAAUCUGCCACAGUUUCCGGACGAUUUUAUUGGCAAAAGAGCUACACAGAGCCUAGCGCCCUAUGACCUCCAAGGGAGAAGCUCCAAGGACGUACCCAGCACCAUUUGCUUUUCCUCCGGAACAACUGGAAAAAUGAAGGGUGUCCAGCUCUCUCAUUACAACGUUGUUAUGAACAGCUUAAUAAUGCGCGCCUCCAUGCCGGGCAGGGUCAACUCAACUGUCCGUGAAGUCUUCUUUGCACCGUAUUGCCAUAUCUACGGCCUAACUCUUGUAGUGCUGUCUGGCAUGUGGGUUGGAGCCCAAUAUUGCAGUCUUCCGACGUUCGACUUGGAAACCUUUUGUCGCAAGUCAAGCGAGAUGAAGGUUACAGAUCUGCAUCUUGUUCCCCCGGUCGCGCUUCUCCUGGCCACAUCACCCGUUGCUCAGAAAUAUGACCUGGCUUCCUUGAGGAGAAUCGUCAUUUCUGCCGCCCCGUUGAAGAAAUCUGUGCAGCUUCUGCUCAAAAAGCGUCUUCCGCAUACCAGCAUCUGUCAAGGGUAUGGACUCACCGAAUGCUCGGGGGGGAUUAUCCAUCAGGUAGAUGAAGACGAAAAUGCUUUCGGAUGUGUUGGCAAGCUCUUCGCAGGAGUAGAAGCGCGUCUAGUCGACCCGAAGACACACAAGGACGUCCCUCUGGGUGAAGAAGGUGAACUGUGGGUCCGUGGCCCACUGGUAAUGAUGGGUUAUGUCAGUGACAGCAAAGCAACAGACCAAACUUUCUCGGAAGGAUGGAUCAGAACAGGAGAUAUAUUGAAGAUGGAUGAGAAUCAGAACUUCUGGGUCACUGAUCGUCUGAAAGAGAUGAUUAAGUACAAGGGAUUCCAAAUAGCCCCCUCCGAACUCGAAGACAUGCUCCUCCGUCAUCCAGAUGUGAUUGAUGCUGCCGUCUGUGCAGUCUACGACGAUUCCCAAGCGACCGAAGUGCCCCUCGCCUAUGUAAGCCUCUCGCCGGGAACAGUGGGACUGUCGGGUUCUGAGAAGCAGAAGGUACUCGAUGCCAUCCGGACCUGGAUGGACAGCCGGCUGGCAGGGUACAAGAAGCUCAGGGGAGGUGUCUUCCAUUUGCAGAGUUUGCCCAAGACUCCGACUGGCAAGAUUCUGAGGAGGCUUUUACCUGCGAAGUUGAAUGAGGGCAGGGAGGCGAAGCUAUAG
Molecule: messenger RNA, 1656 nt
Organism: Penicillium canariense
Lineage: Eukaryota; Fungi; Ascomycota; Eurotiomycetes; Eurotiales; Aspergillaceae
Product: AMP dependent CoA ligase
Exons: 11
Coding region: 1-1656 (551 amino acids)
Biological process (GO): secondary metabolic process
Molecular function (GO): CoA-ligase activity
Source: RefSeq, a predicted model, not a curated record